AUGGUGAUGCUGAAUGUGCACGGCUUGAGCGGGCCCGUGGGCAGCAUCUCUUGCGAUGGAGCUUGGGUCGGGCGCCAGCUUAAGGAGGCCAUUGAGAAGGCAACCUUCGGUGAUUGGUUGGCUUGUGAUCAGCAGCUGGCGAUUGGAGAGCGCAUCAUCGGAGACGAGGACCAUCUGGGCGAGGAUGCCCAAGAGGAAGGCAUCUUGUCCGUGACGCGGUCGAGCUCGUUCCGCUCAUUGAUAUGCAGACAGGCGGCUCAACGACGCCGGAAGGUCUUCGAUGUAGAUGGCUUUGAACGACUCCUUGCAAAGAACAGGGAUGUGAAAAACAUCGGCCAUGACUCAGAGCAUUGGUCAGAACUGGACACCGCUCGCUGGCAUUCUUGGAACUUCACGAUCGCUCUCCGAGAUCGACCUCGGGGGCGAUUCAUGAUAGAAGCUCAGAGGCUGGAAGAAAAGCAUCGCAGGCUGUUCGGGUUAGCCCCCGCGACGUUUUGGUUCUCCGGCACGGAGUCAGAUGAGUCGGAUCAAGAUGAGUCUGAGUCACGCACUUGGUCCAAGGGGGACGCUGCGCGAUUGAAUUUGCUGAACUUGUUGAUUGCGACAUGUCCGACUUCUCUCCCUGCUCUAUCGGAGGAGAACUGGGUCCACUUCGUGGUUGUUCAAUCGAAGCUUCAGAAACUUCAUGAGCGGAAAGCACCAUUUUUGUCUGGGGUUCUCGAGGACCAAGUUGUUCGUUAUCUUGCCAAAGAGUUUCAAGAUAUGUUGGUCCCGGCCCAUUCAGGUUUGCUCUAG
This is a messenger RNA of Symbiodinium natans, 795 nucleotides long. The record is from the annotation of a GenBank genome assembly. Lineage: Eukaryota; Dinophyceae; Suessiales; Symbiodiniaceae.